This is a messenger RNA of Sphenostylis stenocarpa, 1080 nucleotides long. The record is from the annotation of a GenBank genome assembly. Lineage: Eukaryota; Viridiplantae; Streptophyta; Magnoliopsida; Fabales; Fabaceae.
AUGGCUAGUGUUGUGACAGAGAAAGUGAAGCUUCUUGUGGCAUUACUUACCCUGCAGCUCUGCUUUGCAGGAUAUCACAUUGUGUCUAGACUUGCACUAAAUAUUGGUGUCAGCCAAGUCGUUUACCCUGUUUAUCGAAAUUUGAUUGCUUUGCUUUUGUUGAGCCCAUUUGCUUAUCUGUUAGAGAAGAAUCAAAGACCACCCCUCACUUUAUCUUUACUGGUUCAGUUCUUCCUACUUGCAUUACUGGGGAUCACUGCAAACCAAGGGUUUUACUUGUUGGGAUUAUACUAUGCUUCUCCAAGUUUUGCUUCUGCAUUGCAAAACUUAGUUCCCGCUAUCACUUUUGUCUUGGCCUUGGCUUUAAGGCUUGAAAAAGUCAACAUCACAAGGAGAGAUGGAUUGGCAAAAGUUCUUGGAACCAUUGCCAGUGUGGGGGGUGCCACAGUAAUUACUCUUUACAAAGGUCCACCUCUUCUUCACCUGCAGAUGGACCAAACACAUGACACUAUAGAAGUAGAUCAGUCAACAAAAGCGCAAAAUUGGACUUGGGGUGGCAUAUACUUGCUUGGACAUUGUCUAUCAUGGGCUGGCUGGAUAGUUUUUCAGGCUCCUGUGGUGAAGAAGUAUCCGGCAAAACUAACCCUCACUUCGUUUACAUGCUUCUUUGGAUUGAUCCAAUUCUUGAUCAUAGCAGCCUUUGCCGAAGAUGACUUGGAAAAUUGGAAGAUACAGUCACUGGAGGAGCUUUUCAUCAUCCUAUAUGCUGGAAUUAUAGCAUCUGGCGUUGUCAUAUCUCUCCAGACAUGGUGUAUUCAAAAGGGUGGUCCCGUGUUUGUUGCUGUCUUCCAGCCUGUGCAGACUAUUCUAGUUGUAGUCAUGGCAGCCCUAAUUCUUGGUGAUCAGUUAUUCUCUGGAGGGCUUAUUGGUGCAAUUCUCAUUGUGCUUGGUCUAUACUUAGUCCUAUGGGGCAAAAACAAUGAAAAAAAAGUGACUGAGUCAUCCUCACUAACAAACCCCUUACUUAAGGCAGAGCAAGAGAAUAAAGAAAUUGAUGCAGCUCCCAAAGACAUACCAUGA